CGUCAGCAAAAAAACAAGCAAUUCGCUUCACUGGUGGGAACACUGGGAAAGCCCAUACCUGUCUUGGCUUCCGAACUGAUUGGCUCCCCUUAUAGCAAUACCCAUCUUCAAUUCUCCAAUUUCUUAGAUCGGCCUCGACAACUCUGCAAUUGCCCGCCCGCCGCGCUCCGCUUCGUCACUUCUUUUCCUUUCGACGCGUCCGUCGAUUCUUGGGACGAAUUAAUCCGGUUCCCCUUUCCUGCCAACCUCACCCAGCUUGUUUUGUGCUCCUGACUUUGCUCCAUUUCGCUCCAACAUCUUGCGCGCCGCAGCAUUCGCAUCCUCAACCGCCGCAACCAUGCGCUGGUUAACGUCCUUUGCGGGCUAUCUGGCCCCCAUCUUCCUCAUCAUGUCGCCAGUUCUCUCCUAUAGCGACCAAGCCCUGUCGAUGCACAAGAAUAAGUCCAGCGCAGGCUUCUCUCUCGACAUCCCGCUGAUUAUGCUGGUAGCCUCUCUGUUGAAGAUCUUCUACUGGCCCGGCGCGCGAUUCGAUACUGCCUUGCUCAUCCAGGCCCUCCUCAUGAUUGUUAUGCAAGUUAUCUUGCUCAAGAUUGCUCUGGACCACCGCUUGCCGCCAUCGGCCAAAGGAGGAGAGGCCGCGACGCCCUUCGCCAACGUUAACGACGGUCCCGUCUUUGGCGCACAAAGGCCCUACCACUUCUGGCAGUGGAGGUCACCCAAGCCGUACUGGCAAUUCCUCCUCUAUCUCUUCAUCGGCUUGACCGUCUGCGAACUGCUCCUCGCGCCCGUGCGACCCGUAUACCAAACCUACUCGAUGCUCAUCGGCUACAUUGGUCUCUCGGUCGAGGCGACGCUGCCCCUGCCCCAGAUCUUCUCCAACUCACGAUCCAAGUCUUGCAAGGGCUUCCGCUUCUCCGUGCUGGCGAGCUGGCUGAUUGGUGACGCUAUGAAGAUGUUCUGGUUCUUCACGUCGACGACGGAGAUCCCCUGGGCUUUUAAGCUGUGCGGCAUGUUCCAGGCCGGAUGCGACUCGUUCCUCGGUGUCCAGUAUCUCAUGUACGGAGAUGGCGAGAAGGGUGAGAUCAAGGAGCACCCCAUGUCCCAGUAUCCUCAGUACCCUAACGGGGUCUACAAGCCUCCUUUGCCCGAGCACGUCAGUGGCAGGUCCAGUCCAGCCGGCCGAAGAACCUCUAGCCCCUUUGGCAAGGAAUUACGAUAAAUCGCAGUCAUCUCGAGUGCCUGCUCUUCCGAUGUACGAUGGUUAUUUGGGUUCACGAUCUACCGAUAUGUACGCAUACGUCCCGCAUAGCAGCGUUGUAAAUUCUGCGAAAUGUUGUAAAAAGAUAUGGGAGAGAUAGCUUAGACAGGGAUUAGAAAAGGAGUUUCAGGGGCCAACAACCUAGGGCCAAUGGUAAUUGCCGUGGGACUGCAGGGGUUUGAUGAGCGAACGAGAGCGCAAUCUUCUCUAGAUGGUGGCCAACGUCGUUAUCUAGCGUUAGUGAGUACUUUACUGGCUGGUUUUCAAGAUGGCGUUUGGCAUCAUGAAUGGCGUAGGAAAUGUUGUUCUGGGUGACGCACAUUCAUCUGGAUACCCAAGUUCUUAUAUACAUGC
Molecule: messenger RNA, 1612 nt
Organism: Colletotrichum scovillei
Lineage: Eukaryota; Fungi; Ascomycota; Sordariomycetes; Glomerellales; Glomerellaceae
Exons: 3
Coding region: 338-1219 (293 amino acids)
Biological process (GO): phospholipid translocation; retrograde transport, endosome to Golgi
Cellular component (GO): trans-Golgi network; endosome
Source: RefSeq, a predicted model, not a curated record